This is a messenger RNA of Oncorhynchus gorbuscha (pink salmon), 1152 nucleotides long. Its product is annotated as cell surface glycoprotein 1-like. The record is from RefSeq and is a predicted model, not a curated record. The annotation marks the transcript as partial. The transcript is spliced from 2 exons. NCBI's taxonomy places the organism in Eukaryota, Metazoa, Chordata, Actinopteri, Salmoniformes, Salmonidae.
AGACCAGAACCAGAACCAGAACCAAGACCAGAACCAAGACCAGAACCAGAACCAGAACCAAGACCAGAACCAGAACAAAGACCAGAACCAGAACCAGAACAAGAACCAAGACCAGAACCAGAACCAGCACCAGAACUAGAGCCAAGACCAAGACCAGAACCAGAACCAAGACCAGAACCAGAACCAAGACCAGAACCAGAACCAAGACGAAGACCAGAAUCCGAACUAGAACCAAGACCAAGACCAGAACCAGAACAAAGAUCAGAACCAGAACCAAGACCAGAACCAGAACCAAGACCAAGACCAGAACCAAGACCAAGACCAGAACCAGAACUAAGACCAGAACCAAGACCAGAACCAGAACCAAGACCAGAACCAGAACCAAGACCAGAACCAGAACCAAGACCAGAACCAGAACCAAGACCAGAACCAAGACCAGAACCAGAACCAAGACCAGAACCAGAACCAAGACCAGAACCAAGACGAAGACCAGAAUCAGAACUAGAACCAAGACCAAGACCAGAACCAGAACCAAGACCAGAACCAGAACCAGAACCAAGACCAGAACCAAGACCAAGACCAGAACCAGAACCAAGACCAGAACCAAGACCAGAACCAGAACCAAGACCAGAACCAGAACCAAGACCAAGACCAAGACCAGAACCAGAACCAGAACCAAGACCAGAACCAGAAUUAAGACCAAGACCAGAACCAGAACCAGAACCAGAACCAAGACCAAGGCCAGAACCAGAACCAAGACCAGAACCAGAACCAAGACCAGAACCAGAACCAAGACCAGAACCAGAACCAGAACCAGAACCAAGACCAGAACCAGAACCAAGACCAGAACCAAGACCAAGACCAGAACCAGAACAAAGACCAGAACCAGAACCAAGACCAAGACUAGAACCAGAACCAAGACCAGAACCAGAACCAGAUCCAAGACCAGAACCAGAACCAAGACCAGAACCAGAACCAGAACCAAGACCAGAACCAGAACCAAGACCAAGACCAGAACCAGAACCAAGACCAGAACCAAGACCAAGACCAGAACGAGAACCAAGACCAGUACCAGAGCCAGAACCAGAACCAAGACCAGAACCAGAACCAAGACCAAGAUCAAGACCAGAACCAGAACCAAGACAAAGACCA